Messenger RNA from Ornithodoros turicata, 1436 nucleotides. RefSeq lists its product as uncharacterized. Bases 167 to 1165 code for a protein of 332 amino acids. The record is from RefSeq and is a predicted model, not a curated record. The transcript is spliced from 9 exons. NCBI's taxonomy places the organism in Eukaryota, Metazoa, Arthropoda, Arachnida, Ixodida, Argasidae.
ACCGGCUGCCUUUCAAACCCAGCAUUUUCUUCAUACUGAUUUCCUUGCAGACAUUGAGGAGUCAAACGUCAUUCAAGCUGCCAUCAUUGGAACAGUCUGCCUGGUGGUGUUUCUUGGCGUACUUUUUCUUUUCCACGCAAAAGGACCAGAACGAAGGUCCCAGGAGAUGCCAAACAGCGAAGGGCCGGGUGAUGCGGCUCCAGGUUCUAGAAAUAGAGACGGCGCGGGAAACAAGUGGUCUUCCAACGGACGGGCUCGGAGAAAAAUUGAACUUGGUAGCAGACGACGCACUCCUCAUGGUUAUCCCGAUCCGUACCCCAGAAGAUCAAGCGGACCGCAGAAUCCUGGCAGGACGGUUCAAGCGGAAGAUGCAACGAUGCGUUCUCAGAUUUCAGGUUCCGCUCCUGCCAGCGUUGCUGCUGACGAUGCAGCCGCGACAGUGCCUGCUACCAUUUCAGGUGCCGAGAGCGAUGGAAGGCUUGCUGAAGGCACCAAGGGCAUCAUCGUUUUACCGCCGCUUCCAAAAAGUGCAAGACCCCUGGUAUGCGUGGCGAGCAACACACGGAACAGAACUAUCUUCCCGGAAGAUGGGCUGUGCGACUACCUUAUAUUCCACGAUGUGACACUGGGAGACAGCGAAUGGGUCUCAGCGACCAACAGAGGCAAGCUGGAUCCGUUCAUCGAGAAGGCCUCGCGGUCCCGCCAAAGCGUCUACAUGCUUUCCUUCCCUGCGAACAUCUACGCAGAAGUGAAGUCUUUCCUGCGAGUCAGAGACACUUCCGUGCAGCUUAUCAAGAAAUACGCGACACAUAACAUUCGAGGCUAUGGUUUUGCACUUAUCGAUAGACCUGUGCGCCGUUUCGUCGGGGAAGCUGAGCAUUACAAAGAUAUUGUAAUGAAUCUUUCAGAUCGAAUGAAGGAAGCAAUGAACACCGGUGGUGUGACCUUCAUGGGACUCCUCCUUCGAGGAAACGCCAAAGGAAGCGUUGGAAACGAGCUUAAGGAACUAGUGAAGCGAGUUGACCUGUUCGUCGCCAUUAGUCACACGCCACUGCCUGAUACGCCUGGGAGCUGCGUGGUGCAACCAAUUUCCAGUUGGUCAUCGGAACACCUCAAUGAUGCAUCACUACAAUCAAUAGUUAAGUCCACUUUAGCGAGCACUUAAAAAAUGUCAACGACCCGAAAAAUUAGUGUGUAUUGCUGAGCAGUGUAUUGACUGCAUGUUCGUAAUCAUCAGCUUUGCCUAUUAAUCGAGAGCGCCCUUUCUCAGCUGUACUUCCCGAGACAGCUGAAGAUAAAGAGCGACGUCCCAGCAGUCCGUAUAUUAAUUUUGUCCAUCCGAUUAUCCUUCAUCCUGUGCUGAAACCUUAGCACGCAGCACGUCGUAUUUGAUGAACCUCUCGGAUGACGACGCGUCUAGGCUGGGGCCACAUCAG